This is a messenger RNA of Corticium candelabrum, 4733 nucleotides long. Its product is annotated as CUB and sushi domain-containing protein 3-like. Bases 167 to 4528 code for a protein of 1453 amino acids. Gene Ontology annotation, molecular function: calcium ion binding. The record is from RefSeq and is a predicted model, not a curated record. The transcript is spliced from 17 exons. Lineage: Eukaryota; Metazoa; Porifera; Homoscleromorpha; Homosclerophorida; Plakinidae.
UGGUACGCGCCAUACCAAGCCAUUGCCUUCUUUGAAGUGCUUGAGUGCAUUACUAGUACGAUCUCGUGUAUCGGACGGCAGAUCGAGCUAACGUUUCUCUCAAUCACUGCAAAUUAGGACUACAGAAUUUAUCAACCGUGCUCAACUCUCAACUCUAGUAAUCAGAAUGAGCCGUUACUCGUCCAGAAGAGUUGGGUUGACAGGCGAUUUUCUCACCAUGUUCUUGAUACACGGCCUGAUUUUCAUUUCAACUGUUUCAGGUGGAAAGACUUCUGAUCGCCUUUCUCGAGGUGCUCACGAUUAUUGUAAGUUCAUCCAGGAGACAGCAGGUCCUUACUCAGCUUGCCAUUCAUUCGUCGACCCGACAGAAAGUUUUGAUGCUUGCGUGUCCGGUUACUACAACUGUACGAAAGAGAGGCCCAGCGAUUGUGCUUGCAGUGCAGCUGAAGAUUACGAGAAGCAAUGUCUGGCCGAAGGAGUGACCGCCUUCAGGUCGAUCGUCGAUGCCUGCGGCGUAUGCGGUGGUAACGGCAUCUCCUGCGGACGAAAAAAAUCUACGUGUACCGUUUUCAGUAGUCCUCUGGCCUCGGUUACUGGGAAAAAGCAAAAAUUUACAACAUUUGACUGCUUAAUGCACAAAUUUCAAGGUUCUUGCGAAUACGUCUUGGCACGUGACUGCACUGAUGGUCUGUUUGAUAUCCACAUUGAGAAUGACUCUCCUUUUCCCAAUGGCGUCCGCACUACUUGGACAAAAGGCAUUGCUAUUCGUACACGUGAACUUGGCCUGAUUAAAGCUACUUUUUCUUACAAAGAAACCAAAGUUUAUAUGGACAACAAACUCUUGAGUUGGCCAUCAACCAAUUAUGGAUCCGACGGUUCUCGAAUUCUCUUGUUCACUGAAACAAUGGAAGAAAUAGUCGAGAUCGUGUUGGCAGGCAUAGAUGUCAGAAUAUCUCUGAUUGAUCAACAUGAAAUAGUUGUAUCUAUUCCGACAUUCUUUAUCAAUAAGACUUGCGGUUUGUGUGGUAACUACAACGGCAACCCAGAGGACGACCUUAUGCUGACAAAUGGGAACACGCUGCCAGUCAGUAACGUAGACGGUUCCACAUCCGCUCUGUCUGUAUCCAACUACCACACAUUUGGUACUAACUGGACUGUACAGGGCAAGGACAGACUAAUCUUAAGCCCGAGCGACACUUGUGGGAAGGUCAUCCAUGUAUCCUAUUGCGAUCAACUGCUGGAUCGCAGAGAAAAAGUAGAGAAGUUCUGUGAAGUCAUUAUUGAUCCGAAGGGACCAUUUGCAGAAGCCCAUGGUUACACCGAUCCAGAGAAAGCGUACAAACAAUGUGUACUCAGCGGCUGCGCGCAUGAAGGAGAAAAAAAGUAUGCAUGUCCAGUAAUCUUAUCGUACCAAGCUCAAUGUCGAAGAUGCAACACAAAUUUUAUUACAACAGUUGUGCCAGAUUGCGAAAUACCAUGUAGUGAUCUGGCAACUCCAUCGGAUGGUUCCAAAUUCGGCAGUGGGAACUCUUUUGAAGAUAUAAUUACAUUUUCUUGCAAUAAAGGAUUUACUCUGUCGGGAUCGUUGUCGCGUCAGUGUCAGGCCGACAGCAGCUGGAGCGGUUCUCCUGCAGUCUGUACCGACGUGGAUGAGUGUGCGACGGAGACGGAUAACUGUGACUCUAAUGCUCUGUGCAUCAACACGCACGGAUCCUUCCAAUGCAAAUGCAACCCAUGUUACAAGGGAAGCGGGGAUACAUGCACACAAACGACGUGCCCCGCUCUGGUACCCCCAACGGCUGGAAAACUUUCUGAUAGCAGUUCUAAUCUUUGCGGAAGGAAUGCGACGUUUGAAUGUGACGUAGGCUAUCGUUUGGUCGGAUCGUCUUCUCUACAAUGCAGUGAGGACUCGCUGUGGUCGGGAACCGAACCGGUCUGCCAAGAUGUUGACGAAUGUGGCGAAGGAUCUCACGAUUGUGCACCAAAAGGAGCGUCUUGCACAAACACGGUCGGAGGUUUCAAGUGUUCGUGCGACAAAUGCUACUCUGGGGACGGAAAAUCUUGCACCUUGGUUUUGUGCGAAAGCGUUACCUUGUCGAGUAAUACAAGAAUAAGCAGCCCAAUCACGACGUGUGAUACAGUGAUUGAGUACGAAUGUCUGCUUGGAUACCGUCUGAAUGGGAAUAGUACGAGAAGAUGUCAACAGGACGGAUCGUGGAGUGGAAAUGCACCCACGUGUAUAGAUAUUGAUGAAUGCGCGGAGGGUGCAGACAAUUGCGAUUCCAACGCUGAGUGCAGCAACUCGUUCGGAUCAUUCGCAUGCACUUGCAAUGUCUGCUACAGCGGAGAUGGCAUUACUUGCACGCGAACGACUUGUCCCCUUUUGGAGUCUCUGCAACACGGCAGCGUCUCUAGUGAGACGAACAUGUGCGGAGAGAGUGUGACGUUUGAAUGUAACGAUGGCUUUCGUUUGUCGGGGUCGUCUUCUAGACAAUGCGGUACAGAUUUGUUGUGGUCUGGAACGAAACCGAUUUGCAACGAUAUCAAUGAGUGCAGUGAGGGGUCUCACAAUUGCGCUCUAAUAGGAGGAUCUUGUACGAACUCAGUGGGAAGUUAUAAAUGCUCGUGUGUGGAGUGUUAUGCGGGUGACGGCAGAUCGUGCGUACGAAUCAAGUGCGAAAGUCUUUUAUCGCCGUCCAAUGGAAGAAUAAACAGCAGCGAUACAACGUGUUUAGCCACGGUUGCGUAUGGAUGCAAUACUGGAUACCGUCUGAACGGCGACCGAGUAAGAAGGUGUGAGCAAGACGGUUCGUGGAGCGGAGACCAGCCCCAGUGUUCAGACGUCGACGAGUGUGCGGAGGGCACGCACAACUGCGAUUCUAAUGCCAAUUGCAUCAACGGGCUCGGAUCUUUUAUUUGCACGUGUAAUCGGUGCUAUAGUGGCAGCGGAACGACCUGCACUCGUACGACUUGUCCUAGUUUGGUGUCUCCAGAACAUGGAAUCAUUGCAAGUACCUCUAAUCUCUGUGGGGACAAUGUGACAUUUGAAUGCGACGUCGGGUUUCAGCUACUUGGAUCGUACACGAGGCAAUGCGAUAUAAAUUCACUGUGGUCUGGAACCCAACCGGUCUGCAACGAUAUUAACGAGUGCACUGAAGGCUCCCAUAGUUGUGCUCAAACUGGAGGAUCCUGUACUAACACACUAGGCGGAUAUACUUGCUCGUGUGACCCAUGCUAUAAGGGCGACGGCAGGUCGUGCUCUCAAGUUACUUGUUCAAAUCCUACAGCGCCGCCUAAUGGAGCAAUAACCGGGAAUGAGACAAUAUGUGGUUCCAACCUGGACUAUUCGUGUAUCUCAGGCUACCGUCUAAAGGGAGUCAGUUUGAGAACAUGUAAACAGGAUGGCUCGUGGAGUGCAAAGGAGCCCUUGUGUAUCGAUGUCAACGAGUGCAAGGAUGGGACACACAAUUGUGACCCCGUCAAUGGUAUCUGCACUAACACUGACGGAAGUUAUAAAUGCUCUUGCAAGAAAUGCUAUACUAUGAACGGCCAUUCUUGUCAGCUCCUUCAUUGUUCCAAUUUGUCAGCACCAAUCCAUGGACGACUAUCGUCAUUGGAUACGGGUUGUGGGAGCGUGGUCUCGUUCUUCUGCUCGACUGGUUUUACCCGUUCAGUGGGCUCACAAAAAAGAAAGUGCAAUCCGAAUGGAAGGUGGUCUGGGAAAUCUCUCGCGUGCAAAGAUAUCAAUGAGUGCGCUAAAGGCCACGAUUGUGACAAAGAAAAAGGCUCGUGCAAAAAUACGAUUGGCAGUUAUCGGUGCUCUUGCAAGGCUGGAUUCUUUGGGGACGGUCGUACAUGUAGUGGUGACACUUAUACUGUAGAGGGACGCGUAAUAGAUGCUUCAGACGGCUCCGCCAUUAGGAGAGCACGAGUCUUGCUGGGAAGACGAUCAAAGACCACAAAUAGCAACGGACAUUUCUCCUUUCUUAACGUUCCUGGCCUUACUUAUAUAUUGAACGCAUCAGCGGAUGGCUAUGUUACUAAUACCAAAGAGAUCACUGUGACUGGCAAUAUCAAAGAGGACACCGCAGACAUUAUACUCAGUAAAGUAUUGAAACUAGGUACCUGGAAGAUUGUGGUCACGUGGGGUGAAGAGCCAGCUGAUCUCGAUGCCUACUUGAAACUCCCAGACGACCGACGAAUCAGUUACUUCGAGAGAGAGUACCAGUCCGGAUCUGCCACCGUCACAUUGGAUAUCGACGACACGAACAAAUUCGGGCCUGAAACAAUAACAAUUAAUGAAGGAAGUCAGUCUGGCGUAUACAGACACUAUGUUAAUGCCUAUUCUUCAGAUUUUAGUAAAGGACAAGCGACCGCUGAGCUAUACAACGGAAAUGCUAAAGUGGCCACCCUGAUGUCCCCAUUGGGUCCAGAGCAAUACUGGGUAACGUUUCUAAUCGAUAUUACAGCCCCCAAGUUCACUAUUAUUAACAAGCUGACUAACUUUCCUGACACGCAAGAGAAAUAACUGUUCUCUCAAUCUUCAAACUUAACAGUUGUUUCUCUACAUGUUGCAAUUGUGUGUGAUGUAUUGAGUAGAUCAGCGCGGUGGUGGUAAUAGUGGGAGUAAAGUCUUCAGCAGCGCAGUGAUAACGUUGCGACCUUAGAUCUGUUUGACCUCGUCGUCUCUAAACGUGAGUAUCAAUAAAUGUAACGCAAAUUGUGCACAUCAA